CCAUGAACGUUUUCUGGCUGUUGGGUUUCUCGGUGUCAUUUCUAGGUGCAGUUCAGGGCGAGGGCAACUGUUCGGUUUGCUCUGCUUGGACCGAUCGACCAGUUUGUGGCUUUAACAAUGUGUGUUACACCAGUUUUAAAACCACCUGCGAAAUGGAAAUGCUAAAUUGCAAACUACCAGAUCCAUACAAGUUUUUUGAGGCUCCGUUUUAUGGUCACUGCUUUAGAUCUACUGUACAAAAAUGCAAAGCAUAUCACCUACUUGAACAGAUAAAUAAUGUAGAUGCAUCCGUCGAAAUGUUUGUUUGACUCGUGAUUAAUUUACAUAUUACUUUUUACAAGUACUUUAAAGAAAGUUUUAUUUAUAAUUAGCUUUCACUUUAUAAAAGAGCCAUUGAUUCAGCACAUUACAGCUGGGAAAUGAAACCGAAUAAUAUUAAAAAACAAUUUUCUUAAUCCUCA
Messenger RNA from Drosophila ficusphila, 461 nucleotides. RefSeq lists its product as uncharacterized. The record is from RefSeq and is a predicted model, not a curated record. Bases 3 to 308 code for a protein of 101 amino acids. Lineage: Eukaryota; Metazoa; Arthropoda; Insecta; Diptera; Drosophilidae. The transcript has 3 exons.